Molecule: messenger RNA, 415 nt
Organism: Staurois parvus
Lineage: Eukaryota; Metazoa; Chordata; Amphibia; Anura; Ranidae
Source: the annotation of a GenBank genome assembly
UGGGUCAUCAGGCAUUGGAUCGUCUGGCUCGACAGCGGCAUCGGGUCACCAGGCAUGACAGCGGGCACCGGGUCAUCAGGCAUUGGAUCGUCUGGCUCGACAGCGGGCAUCGGGUCACCAGGCAUGACAGCGGGCACUGGGUCAUCAGGCAUUGGAUCAUCUGGCUUGAUAGGAUCCUCAGUUUUAUCAGUUCAUCAGGCUGGGUACAGACAUCAGGCUGGGUAGAGACAUCAGGCUGAAGUGCGGGUGCCGAGGCACCAGGCUGAACCACGGAAGGCAGGUUCUCAGACGGCAGGCUCACCGGUUUGGAUACUGGCAGGAUGGUACUGGUUGGAAAGAAUUUUCGCUUUUUUCUGGUUUUAACUACUGAAGCACUGCAAGUAAACACAGGUCUGCAAAUGAAUGGAGCAGCUGA